UUUCAGAUACUGAGGAACAUUACUCAACUCAUAGGUGAUGCCAUGUUCACAUAUCCAACAUACAGAGUGGUGAAAGAACAGUUGACUAAAGCUAAGAAUUUCCAGUAUUUUUGUUCCUUUGAAUAUCGCGGUAGGUUCAGUUACAGUUAUUAUCACGGUAGGUUCAAUUAUAGUUAUCACGGUGGUAGUCCAGUCAACCACGGAGUUGCACAUGCUGACGAAUUGCUGUAUCUUCUUCCUGGACCAAAGAUUUGGUAUGGACCCACAGAUUGGGAAUAUAGCGAUGCUGAUUGGAAAAUGGUGGACACGAUGGUUCAGCUGUGGACAUCCUUCGCGACUACUGGAGUACCGGCGACGUUAGAUUCGGAUGAUUCAACGAUUUGGUCUCCCUUUUCGUCUCGUGAUAAUUAUCUUCGUAUUGGUAAUGGACCUGCCGCAGUACUUGAAGUUCAGUAUGGUUUCCACAAAGAACGAAUUCAGGUUUGGGACAAAUUGACCAGGGCUGCGACAUUGAAAUAG
Messenger RNA from Neodiprion fabricii, 519 nucleotides. Its product is annotated as esterase FE4-like. Lineage: Eukaryota; Metazoa; Arthropoda; Insecta; Hymenoptera; Diprionidae. The transcript has 2 exons. The coding region runs from base 43 to 519 and encodes 158 amino acids. The record is from RefSeq and is a predicted model, not a curated record.